AUGAGUGGUCCCGGUGGUGCCGCAGUGGCUCUGCCGCCCCGUCCACCACCUCCACUUGGCUUUCCACCACCUCCAAUGAGUGGUCCCGGUGGUGCUGAAGUAGUCGGUGCACCUCGUCCAGCACCUCCACCUGGCCUUCCACCACCUAGAAUGCGGGGUCCCGGUGGUGCCGCCGCCGUUCGGCCACCGCAUCCAGCACCUCCACCUGGCCUUCCAGCGCCUGGAAUGAGUGGUCCUGGUGGUGCCGCAGUGGCUCUGCCGCCCCGUCCGCCACCUCCACUUGGCUUUCCACCACCUCGAAUGAGUGGUCCCGGUGGUGCUGAAGUAGUCGGUGCUCCUCGUCCAGCACCUCCACCUGGCCUUCCACCACCUAGAAUGAGGGGUCCUGGUGGUGCCGCCGCGGUUGGGCCACCGCAUCCAGCACCUCCACCUGGCCUUCCAGCGCCUAGAAUGAGUGGUCCUGGUGGUGCCGCAGUGGCUCUGCCGCCCCGUCCACCACCUCCACUUGGCUUUCCACCACCUCCUAUGAGUGGUCCCGGUGGUGCAGCCGCAGCUGGGCCACCCCGUCCAGCACCUCCACCUGGCCUUCCACCACCUCAAAUGAGUGGUCCCGGUGGUGCAGCAGUGGUUGUGCCGCCCCGUCCAGCACCCCCACCUGGCCGUCCACCACCUCCAAUGAGUGGUCCCGGUGGUGCUGCCGUAGUUGGUCCACCCCGUCCAGCACCUGGCCUUCCACCGCCUGAAAUGAGUGGUCCUGGUGGUGCUGAAGUAGUUGGUCCGCCCCGUCCAGCACCUGCACCUGGCCUUCCACCACCGAGAAUGAGUGGUCCCGGUGGUGCCGCCGCCGUUCGGCCACCGCAUCCAGCACCUCCACGUGGCCUUCCAGCGCCUGGAAUGAGUGGUCCUGGUGGUGCCGCAGUGGCUCUGCCGCCCCGUCCACCACCUCCACUUGGCUUUCCACCACCUCGAAUGAGUGGUCCCGGUGGGGCUGCCGCUUUUGGACCACCCCGUCCAGCACCUCCACCUGGUCUUCCACCGUCUGGAAUGAGUGGUCCCGGUGGUGCUGAAGUAGUCGGUGCUCCUCGUCCAGCACCUCCACCUGGCCUUCCACCACCUAGAAUGAGGGGUCCUGGUGGUGCCGCCGUGGUUGGGCCACCGCAUCCAGCACCUCCACCUGGCCUUCCAGCGCCUAGAAUGAGUGGUCCUGUGGUUUUGCCGCCCCGUCCAGCACCUCCACCGGGCCUUCCACCACCUCGAAUGAGUGCUCCCGGUGGUGCUGCCGCAGUUGGGCCACCCCGUUCAGCACCUCCAUCUGGCCUUUUACCAUCUGGAAUGAGUGGUCCCGGUGGUGCUGCAGUAAUCGGGCCACCCAGACCAGCACCUCCAGCUGGCCCUCGAACACCUGGAAUGAGUGGUCACGGUAAGCAGGAUGGCAUGCUUCAUUGUGACGCAGACCACAUGCACCCACAGCGACACUAA
Messenger RNA from Dermacentor andersoni, 1479 nucleotides. RefSeq lists its product as uncharacterized. The record is from RefSeq and is a predicted model, not a curated record. Lineage: Eukaryota; Metazoa; Arthropoda; Arachnida; Ixodida; Ixodidae.